This is a messenger RNA of Lichtheimia ornata, 288 nucleotides long. RefSeq lists its product as uncharacterized. The record is from RefSeq and is a predicted model, not a curated record. The coding region runs from base 1 to 288 and encodes 95 amino acids. Lineage: Eukaryota; Fungi; Mucoromycota; Mucoromycetes; Mucorales; Lichtheimiaceae. The transcript has a single exon.
AUGUUUCCACACGUAUCCCAAUCGAAUCCAAAACAUACCAACUGGCCCACACAACGACAACAGCAACAACACCCUCCUCAUGCGCAUAACUACCAGCAACAGCGAUGUCUAUGUCCCUCAUUGCCCUCUGAUCCACGCAUGAUGCACCCUGCAUUCACCACCGGAUUCCAAUGGCAACCAAGUGCACCAACACAACAGCAGCAACCUGUCGCCUUUGAUGCUUCCAAGUAUAACCCAGUGUUUUACGGCUAUCAAUCCCCUCCUGUAUCCAGCAAAAGUCGAUUGUAA